Molecule: messenger RNA, 2138 nt
Organism: Cynoglossus semilaevis (tongue sole)
Lineage: Eukaryota; Metazoa; Chordata; Actinopteri; Pleuronectiformes; Cynoglossidae
Gene: hacl1
Product: 2-hydroxyacyl-CoA lyase 1
Exons: 17
Coding region: 87-1793 (568 amino acids)
Biological process (GO): fatty acid alpha-oxidation
Cellular component (GO): peroxisome
Molecular function (GO): thiamine pyrophosphate binding; magnesium ion binding; catalytic activity
Source: RefSeq, a predicted model, not a curated record
ACAGUAAAGAGUGACCUGUCUGUUUUUAAACGCUUUUUUUUAAGUUUGGCAGAAUUUGUAUCUUUUGUACGUGAAUAUAACGAGCCAUGGAGGACGUGACAGGAGCGCAGCUCAUUGCCGAGUCGUUAAAGGCUCAAAAAGUACAGUACAUGUUUGGGAUUGUUGGUGUUCCUGUCAUUGAGGUGGCCAUGGCUGCACAGGCUGCAGGCAUCAAAUAUGUCGGAAUGCGCAAUGAACAAGCGGCCUGUUAUGCAGCCUCUGCCAUUGGUUACCUAACAGGAAGGCCAGGUGCCUGUCUGGUGGUUUCUGGACCUGGACUAAUUCAUGCCCUAGGUGGAAUGGCCAAUGCUAACAUGAACUGCUGGCCUGUUGUUGUUAUUGGAGGAUCCUCUGAUCGGAACCAGGAAACAGCAGGAGCUUUUCAAGAGUUUCCUCAGGUGGAAGCUUGUCGCCUGUAUAGCAAGUUCUCUGCCAGGCCCAGCAGCCUGGAAGCCAUCCCCUCAGUGAUAGAGAAGGCAGUUCGUACUAGCAUGUAUGGCCGUCCCGGCGCUUGUUAUGUGGACAUUGCAGGUGACAUGGUGAAUGCUAGUGUGAACAGGAACAGAGUCAGAGUUGUGUCCUGUUGUCCACCUGCACCUGUGAGUUUGGCUGCACCUGACGCGAUCACUGAGGCAAUUUCUGUCUUAAAGGCAGCUAAAAGACCUUUGGCUAUCAUUGGCAAAGGGGCGGCUUAUGGACGAGCAGAAGUAGCUCUACGACAGUUUGUGGAAACGAGUGGUUUGCCAUUCCUGCCCACACCGAUGGGGAAAGGAGUGCUGCCUGACGAUCACCCACACUGUGUAGCUGCUGCCCGCUCAAGAGCUCUUCACCAGGCUGAUGUUAUACUUCUGUUUGGAGCCAGACUUAACUGGAUGCUGCAUUUUGGUUUACCACCAAGAUUUGAUCCCAAUGUUAAAGUCAUCCAGGUUGAUCUUUGUCCUGAGGAGAUGGGAAACAAUGUGAGGCCAGCAGUUGCUCUCCUAGGAGACCUCAGUUCUAUUGUCACACAACUCCUGACUUGUGUCCAUAAAGAUGCCUGGAAAUAUCCAUCUGACACGGAGUGGUGGAUCACGUUGAGGGAAAAAAUGACUGCAAAUGCAAAAAUAUCAAAGGCACUUGCUCUGCAGACAACGUUGCCUUUGAACUAUUACACAGUGUUUCAUCACAUCUCCCAGCUGCUGCCACAUGACUGCAUUGUUGUCAGUGAGGGGGCAAAUACCAUGGACAUAGGACGCACCAUGCUGAACAACUACCUACCUCGACACAGACUGGAUGCUGGUACAUUUGGAACAAUGGGCGUAGGCCUUGGAUUUGCAGUAGCUGCGGCUGCUAAGGAGCAAAGUGAGAAAAAAAGUAAAAGGGUCGUCUGUGUGGAGGGAGACAGUGCAUUUGGAUUUUCUGGCAUGGAGGUGGAAACCAUGUGCAGGUACAUGCUCCCUGUGGUCAUUAUCGUGGUUAAUAACAAUGGGAUAUACAGCGGAUUGGAUGCUGGCACAUGGAAAGAAAUGGCUAAAAUGGGAAAUCUUACAUCAAUAGCCCCUCCGGUCAGCCUCCUACCCGAUGCGCGUUAUGAUGAGAUGAUGACAGCGUUUGGUGGCCGAGGCUUCCUGGUGAGGACAGUGGAGGAGCUGCGCAGUGCCUUACAGAUGAGUCUGAAUGACUGGGAGAGGCCCAGUCUCCUCAACGUACUUAUCGACCCGUCCUCUGACAGAAAGCAGCAGGAAUUUCCAUGGCUCACUCGGUCAAACCUAUAAACCCAAGACUGCAGUAGGGUGUUAAAACUGCACCUUGUAUAACCAUCAGCCCAUAAUUAACUUGGGUGUUUUAAAAUACAUUGUAUCAGCUGCAUCUAGCAGUGUGUGUUUUUUUUUCAACAUGUCAUAAAUGUAUGUAUGUGAACUGAUGUGAGCAGCAGUGGUAGGAAGUAAAAGAAUAAGAAACUCACUAUGAAAAAGCUACUGCUCUUUUAGUAGGAAACAUACAGCUUGACUUUCUGUGACUAUAUGCAGAUUCAUACUGCCUAUUUUCACACCCCGGUCUCUGAAACGAUGAUGGACUAUAAGCUAUAUUUGUGUAUUUCUCACACUCACAAUUUGUAA